AAUUUUUUUUUUUUUCUGUCACCGGGGGCCCAGUUUCCCCGCCCACUCUCCUCAUUUUAGCCUGAAACUAGAAGAGUGGAGCCAAGAAAUAGUUAAUCUCUCCGGCUGCUGCUGUGAUUGGCCGCUGUGUGCAGCGCUUCAGCCUCCUUGAAUGAGAAACAGGGGUAACCAGGCAACUUCAGUGCUGGAGAGAAGAAGAAGAAGAAGAAGAAAAAGAAAAGAGGAAAAAGAUUUGUAUUUUUUUUUUACUGGAUCUUAGAGUGAGGAUUUUGAACAAGCAGAGACAGUGUGAUUUCACCCUGCGUGUCCUGCAACUGGAAUUAACAAAUGGAUUUCUCUUAAACUCGCUGCCUCCUUUCUGCCUCACUCUCUCUCCCCUUCUCUCUCACUCACACUGGGGGAAAAUAGAGCGCUCAAAUGAAGGAGACACAGAUGUGGAUUAAAACGCAUAAAUGGGACAGAACAGCAUUCGCCUAGAGAGAAGAGGGCUCGGAGCAAGUGACGGUGAUGGGCUGCUGGACUGCGUCUGAAGUGCUCUGCCAAAGAAUAAUAUCCACCCCUGACCUACUCUGAAGAAAAAUAUUUGAUUCAAUCAAUGCUGUAGACUCCUCAGGGGGGAAUUACACCUGAGCAAUAGGUGGGCCCUCAGGAGAAAAUCAACGGUGGACCACGUGAUACUUGACCUUCACAAAGAGAACUCAGACGCACUCGAGAAGAUGUCACAUCUGAUCUGAAGCUGCUAUUGAGACGGUCGCCCAGCUCAUGUGUUGCUCAACAAUACUCGGACGUCAUGAGCCACCAGUGAAGGAGCAUAAUUAUCAAUGGUGGAUCUUCAUUCAUUGAGGAGUACGAAGCACCUCACUAUGGAUGUGAAGGAGAUUUUCUCCACCAAAGAGCGACUGUGAAAGAGACGGAACUGGGGGCUUUGGAGACUGGGAGUGAGGAGGAUUAGCAAGUGUGCUGCUCACCCAUGGUGCAUCUACUGUGAGCACGUCAAGGGAUUCAGCAGUGGAGGAUGUCAGCAGAGGCCGAGCUCCAGCCGGGUGUCAAAACCAGCCAGCGAAAGGAGUCCAGGAGGAUCAAAGGUCAGGACCGCACCGAGGCGGGGCUUAUUAAGCGUUUCCGUGGCGAUGGCGUACGGUACAAGGCCAAGCUGAUCGGGAUUGAUGAGGUGACAGCAGCGCGCGGGGACAAGCUGUGCCAGGACUCCAUGAUGAAGCUGAAGGGAAUGGCAUCCUCGGCACGUUCCAAGGGGGAGCACAAGCAGAGAGUCUUCUUGACGGUCUCUUUCGGUGGAAUCAAGAUUUACUGUGAAAGAUCAGGGGUGCUCCUGCAUCACCACUCAGUCCAUGAGAUCAGCUACAUCGCCAAGGACACCAGGGAUCACCGGGCUUUUGGUUAUGUAUGUGGGAAGGAAGGCCAUCACAGGUUUGUGGCCAUCAAGACUUCGCAGUCGGCGGAGCCUCUCAUCAUUGACCUGCGCGACCUUUUCACUCUCAUCUAUGACAUCAAACAGCGGGAGGAACUGGAAAAGAAGGCUCAGAAGGACAAACAGUGUGAGCAGGCGGUUUACCAGACCAUCCUGGAGGAUGAAGUGGAUGAUCCCGUUUACCAGUACAUAGUGUUUGAGGCCGGACACGAACCCCUCCGUGGCCCCCAGUCAGAGGAGAGCGUUUAUCAGGUCCCAACCAGUCAGCAGAAGGAAGGGAUCUAUGAUGUCCCAAAACGCCAUUUCAUGACUAAUAUCAACCACUUUGAUCUUUUUGGCGACAUGUCCACUCCUCCCUCGAUGCCUCCGUCUCCUGCCAACACACUGGAUCCAAGCAGGAGCAGUCGCCAGCAACAACACACUCCAGCUGAGUUGUACGCGCCGUUCAGUCCCACCUCCGUGCCAUCAGGUUAUAUGACAAUGGGUCCAGUGCAGGCAGCCCAGUGGGCACAGCAGCCAUUUCCUGCUCAGGCUCAGACUCUGGCCUUCCCCGUGCAGGGGCCCCUCCAGGUGGCUCAGGUCCUUCCUGGUGGUCAACCGCUCAUCUGGAGCCAGGCCAACAUUUUCCCCACCACUCAGCAACAGUGGGCGGCCAUGGCGGCAUAUAUGCCAGCCCAGACUGUUGGCGUGGGGGGCCAUGCCAUCCCAGCUGCCAUGCUCCAAGGCCUGGUUCCUAUUACUACCAUGUGUCCCCAAGCCUGCGACCUGUCGGCACCGUCCUCGGCCAUCACCAGCCCCCAGCACACGGCCGACCCCGCGCUGCUCCAGAAGCAGCUGAGCCUGGCUAAAGAGGGCCUCUGCAUGGACUCGGAUGCGGGGGAGGGCCCCUCAUCAUCGGGAGCCGGAGCAGCAGGUGUGGGAUCAGGUAUCACCUCAGCAGUGGUGAGCAGGUGUGGGACUCCAGGCCUCAUGAGUGUACCAGACACACUGGCCUGCAGCCAGCUGCUGUCACCUUCAUCUGCUACAACCCAGGAAGAAGAGGGGAGCUGUAGUGACCUUGAUCUCUCGAGGAUGACCUUGAGCCCAGGCACAUCCACAUCACCGUCCACGGAAUCUCCGUCCACUCCAGCUCCUCAGCAAAGCUGCUCUUCUGACUGCCCGCCAUCCCAGGCCAGUGACCCCCCCACAGAUCACUCGCCUACAGAUCCAGAGGACAACCCCAGCAACACCAAGGAGGGCUCUGUUGAUGGAAGGUCGGUGUCUCCGGUGCUCAGUGAAGCUCCUGAUCCUACACAGGAUCCAGCCUGUUUACAGGACGACAGCUAGAGAACAACAAACUGAGGAAUGGAAGCUUUCAAGGCCAAGGCAGAAGCUGAAAGAGAGAAAAAAAAAAAGAGACAUGAGUGGCAUCUCUCACAGCUGUGAUUGCACAGACUUUGCUCUGUUUUUCCAACCUUUAAAGGAUAUUUUGGCAGGUCUGUAAUAAGCUGGUGAUCCAAGGAUUUGCUUUCCUCCAGAGGCCACACACUGCACUGUACUCCUCAUCAGCAUGACAACCAGACUUUGGCUUGAUUGUCCAAUCAAAAACCGUAUCAACCAGAAAGUGACCUUUUUAUCUUUGACCGAAAACCUGCAACAGGAGGUGACUGCGUCCUCCUGUGGUGGAUUUAUAUCUGUGAGGAUACAUUAAAAGGCUAUGGUGACACACACACACACACACACACACACACACAGAUGAUGCAAAUUGUUUUUUUGGGAACGAUAUAGAGGAGCAGCAUUCCGACUGUACGUGGUUGACCUUCAGUUUUGUCGACUGCCACCAGCAGAGACUGUGCGUAGCAGAUGGAUUUGCCAAAUAUCCUCAUCGUGUUGCUCCGCCUCUCGUCCAUUUGCAUGAACAGACUUAACGUGGAUUCAGCUGUGAGCGAAACCUCCUCUCUGCAGCUUCCUCUUACAGUACAGAUCAAGAAAUAUGGAUUUUCUUUUUCUUAUUUUUUAAAAGCUGUGAAUUCAUCGUGGAUGGCGUUUGCGCCGUUAAGGAUACCGGAGUGACUCGGAGGCAUCCGUGUCAAAAUCAAAUUUGCCAAACAUCUAUUUUGUAAAUAAGAAACCUCCCAGUCCCUGAACCUGAGCCUCUGUGCCAUAACAUAACUCUCUGGCUCUUCGAUGCCAACUACCUGUGUUUCUCUCAAGCAAUGUCCUAAACCAGCACCUCUAAUUUUAACAUCUUUUUACAUUUGUUUUCGCUUCUUUUUUUAUAUAUAUAUAUAUAUAAUGUCCUUGUUUCCAGUUGGUUUGUGAGCUAUGAAGUGUGAAUAUGUGUUACAUGGUCAUUCAAAAAUAAAGCCUGCUCAACCUGCAUCACUCAUCAUGACCACGAGAAAUGACGAGGUUUGAACCAUCACAGACUAUUUUUUGUUUUGAGGUAUUCUUACAUUUACUAAAAGUCACAUUGUUCCGCUCGAAUAAAUUCAGCAGAAUGAACCCACUUUGUUACGACUUGGGUUAAUAACAACCACCGCAGAGACAGUAGAUAACAUUUCAUGGCCUUAUUAGGUUUGUUUUUUUGUUGCCCACUCACUGUUUCUUCUUUCCAGGUCCGUGUUUGUCAAUGGUGAAACAUACAGGGCGACUUUACAUGUAAUAUGAACAAAAGAAAUAUCACUAUUAACUGCUAGACUUAUCAAUAACAAAUGGUAGCCUAACUGUACCCCCCCACCCCACCCCACCCCAGCUCGUGUAAGAAAAAUAAGAAAUAGUCCAAAAAUAUUUUGUAAAUUUUAUUUAUGGAAAUAUGAAUUGUCAAAAAGGGACUUUUGUAUGUCUAUGACUUCCCCAUACACUGUACCCAUCCCACUGUUCAGUCACGAAUAAAAUAUCAUGUGAUUCCCA
Messenger RNA from Solea solea (common sole), 4321 nucleotides. RefSeq names its product DAB adaptor protein 1b (gene dab1b). The record is from RefSeq and is a predicted model, not a curated record. Lineage: Eukaryota; Metazoa; Chordata; Actinopteri; Pleuronectiformes; Soleidae. Gene Ontology annotation, biological process: lateral motor column neuron migration; ventral spinal cord development. Bases 1016 to 2755 code for a protein of 579 amino acids. The transcript is spliced from 15 exons.